AAUCUAAAACCCAAAUAAGCCCAAAAUCAUUAGUGAAGAAACCCAUGCAUUCCUCUGUUCGCGGCUUCAAAUUUAUGUGAACUAUUUAGGUAAGUCAUGCCAUUUUGGUUUAUCACUUUCUCGUAAUCUCAUAAAUCAUGACAGCUGUUUAAUUGGUUGUAGCUUGUAACUAAAAUUUGUUGUAACCCAACAAGAAACAAUGUCACAGAAAGUAGGACCUUUCGGUGGUAACAAAGGACAUGCAUUCGACGAUGGUGUCUUUGGUUAUGACGAUGUGAAGAAAGUGAUUCUUGGGGAAGACGAUCACGGCGUGAUUUAUAUGAAAAUCGAAUACGUCAAAGACGGAAAAUUCGAGACACAAGUACACGGAAAAACUACCGAAACUCGCAAAGUGUUUGAACUUAACUAUCCAGACGAAUACAUCACAUCAAUUCAGGGAAGCUAUAGCGAUGUUUCGAAAUAUAAUUCAACUGUUGUGAAGACGCUUAUAUUCAAGACAUCACACGUUUGGUCGGGUGAUGCUAUUGAUGCCAUAGGAGCUCACUUUUUUGCGUCUUCCCCUCCUCUGAAGCAGUUAGAACCUCAAGGUGGAAAUGGAGGAAGUGCUUGGGAUGAUGGCGUUUACGACGGUGUAAAAAAGAUCUUGGUUGGACAAGAUGGUAAUCGCUUAAGCUAUGUUAAGUUUGAGUACGUUAAAGGAAGCACAUCGAUACCACAUUCUCAUGGAAAGAGAAAACAAGAACCGAAAGAGUUUGUGCUGGAUUAUCCAAAUGAACAUAUUGUAUCAGUGGAAGGAACUUCUGAUGGUUUUGUCACAUCGAUAACCUUCAAGACAUCAAAGGGGAAAACUUCUACUUUUGGAAACUUAAUUGGUACGAAAUUCGUCUUUGAGGAAAAAGAUUUCGUGCUUGUAGGAUUCCGUGGACGAUCCAAUGAUCUCAUUGAUGCUCUCGGAGCACAUUUUGGUCCGGCACCACCUAUUGUUCCGGUGCCAGUUCCGGCUAAGAAAUUGGAAGCAAAAGGUGGAAAUGGAGGAGCCGCAUGGGAUGAUGGUUUCUAUGAAGAUGUGAGGAAGAUAUAUAUAGGACAAGGUGACUCUGGUGUGUCCUUUGUCAAGUUUGAGUAUGUUAAUGGCAAGGAGCUUGUAGCUGGAGUUGGUCAUGGGAAGAUGUCAAUUCUUGGAACAGAGGAGUUUGUGCUAGAUUUUCCAAAUGAAUACAUCGUUUCGGUGGAGGGAUGUUACGAUAAUGUCUAUGGAAUUGAAGCCGAGUUGGUAACGAUGCUUAGAUUCAAGACAAACAAACGUACAUCUCCACCGUUUGGGCUCGAUGCAGGCACACCGUUUACGUUGGAGAUGAAAGACCAUAAGAUCGUUGGAUUCCAUGGCAAAGCUGGAGAUUUUGUUCAUAAAGCUGGUGUCUACGUCUCGCCAAUCUUCAAGUCUUAAACCUUUGAGAGCUCUCAGUAGUCUCCUUAAAAUAAAAUGAAAAAGCCCUAAAUGCUUGUUGCUCCUCUACUUCUAGCUACUCUCUUUAAACUAUGUGUUGUGUGUUCUCAUGUCGUUAGUUUGUUCUGUCUUGUGAUGAAGUGGUCUGUCUCUUUGAAUAAAGAAUUAUCGUUUGU
Arabidopsis arenosa is the source of this 1623-nucleotide messenger RNA. Lineage: Eukaryota; Viridiplantae; Streptophyta; Magnoliopsida; Brassicales; Brassicaceae. The record is from the annotation of a GenBank genome assembly.